Molecule: messenger RNA, 1605 nt
Organism: Gymnodraco acuticeps
Lineage: Eukaryota; Metazoa; Chordata; Actinopteri; Perciformes; Bathydraconidae
Gene: soul4
Product: heme-binding protein soul4
Exons: 6
Coding region: 353-1096 (247 amino acids)
Source: RefSeq, a predicted model, not a curated record
AGCUUGUAAGCUAAUUUGCUAGCAGGCUGCUGGAGCUGCGCAACCGAACAGCGCGUAUCACGUGACGUAAAUGCGAAGCCCUCCGUAGGCUAGUCCGUCUCAUUUUGUAGGCCGCUCGGUCCAGCCUACCCGGACUACGUGGGCUGGGUCCUCCGUGGACCGCGUAGGCUGCGUACUCCGAAGGGUGCAGCCCCUGAAUUGAGACACGGCCACAGUGUUGAAAACGACGACAGGAUCUGCGGGCUUUUAUUUUGAAGAGCCCGAGAGCUGCAGUGUACCGGAAGCAGAGAAGAAGAAGCUGGAGGUGUUAUUGACAGAACCAGGUCAGAGGAACCCCCCUCCCCCAGCAGUAAUGGCUCUGAUCUCUCUUGAAGACCUCGAGGGAUUGGACGAGGAGCAGCUGGACGAUGACAUCACUGAGGAACCUCAACCAAUGGCUGAAGAGGAAGAAGACCGGCUGCUGACUCACUGGCAGGCGGUCGCCAGUAAUCACCAGGUGUUAGUACCACCAGAGAUGAUGGGACCCAUAAUGGAAAUGACCCGCAACAGCCAGCAGAGGGAGCUCCUCCAAUUUUCCUCCAUCUGCUGCCACGAGAAGAUGGGGGAGGUGCAGUUCGAGGAGAGGCUGAUCUCCCCCGGUCAGUGGGCCUGUGUUUCAGCCGGAGAAAAACUGUUCGAGCAGAGCGUCUCUGUUAGCUUCAUGAAGCUAAUGCGCUACAUCUGCAGGGAGAACUCCACAGGGCGGUUCCUGGGUCUGACGGUUCCCGUGGUUACCGAGGUGUCAGCUGACGGCCUCUCGAUGCAGGAAGUCGUGCGGACGUCCUUCUUCCUGCCCUCAGAGUUUCAGAGCGCCCCCCCCCUCCCCUCAGACCCCGACAUCACCAUCGUCCAGCGGGAGCCAAUCAGAGUGCUCUCCAGGACGUUCUUCGGGACGACCACCUGGCAGACGCUCACCUAUCAGGUGGGGAUUCUGCGGGGCCUUCUAGGUGCCCCCCCCCUGCUGGGCGCCCCCCCUCUGCUGGAAAACUUCAUGGUGGCUUCCUACGAGAACCCGUCAGUUCCCGAGCGCAGGAACGAGAUCUGGAUCCUCCCAUGAGACUUGUAGACGCCUUCCCAGCAUGCACUGCUCCUGGGUUCAAGCCCCACCCCCUGCCACUGCUGUCCGAUCACGAAGCCUCUCUUUGAGUUGCUGACGCCCCAUUGGUUCUCCCUCAGUAUUUGAAUGGUCGUGACGUCAGCAGACACUCACACAUCUCCGUCCUGAUUGGCUGCCACAGUGCCUCAGCAGAUGUUAGCUUAGCAUAAAAACUGAGCAGCUUCACUUCCUGUUUGAAACAUCAACACGUGUUUUCAGAUCUCCUUUUUCAGAUUAUUCCGUCAGCACAUGAACGCAGCAUCGAUCCAGAGCGGACACAAUAAGAAAAUAUAUUAUUAGAUAUUUAAUAUGACAUCCUCUAACAUGUGUUAUUAACCCUUUGUUUAAUACGAUCUAACAUGUGUUGUUAACCCUUUGUUUAAUACGAUCUAACAUGUGUUAUUAACCCUUUGUUUAAUACGAUCUAACAUGUGUUAUUAACCCUUUGUUUAAUACGAUCUAACAUGUUU